AUGGGUGUGGGAUUGGGGAGGGGGGAGGGGGUGGGGAAAGGCACAGGAGGGAGAUUGAGAGGGAGAUUGAGAGGGAGAUUGAGAGGGAGAUUGAGAGGGAGAUUGAGAGGGAGAUUGAGAGGGAGGGGAAAGGACAGAACUGAGGGGAUUGUAUAA
Messenger RNA from Sclerotinia sclerotiorum 1980 UF-70, 156 nucleotides. RefSeq lists its product with no specific name. The transcript has a single exon. Bases 1 to 156 code for a protein of 51 amino acids. Lineage: Eukaryota; Fungi; Ascomycota; Leotiomycetes; Helotiales; Sclerotiniaceae. The record is from RefSeq and is a predicted model, not a curated record.